Messenger RNA from Syzygium oleosum, 1404 nucleotides. RefSeq names its product G-type lectin S-receptor-like serine/threonine-protein kinase At4g27290. The coding region runs from base 1 to 1404 and encodes 467 amino acids. Gene Ontology annotation, biological process: recognition of pollen. The record is from RefSeq and is a predicted model, not a curated record. The transcript has 3 exons. Lineage: Eukaryota; Viridiplantae; Streptophyta; Magnoliopsida; Myrtales; Myrtaceae.
AUGAUUGAAGAUCCAAAUGUGAAAGAAAGGGCCCUUGCUGAGUUGCUUAAUGAUUUGCAUAUAAAGUUGGACUUAGAACUUAGAAGAGGACAUAUGCAAACAAUGGCAAAGAUCACAUUCUCCAUUUUCAUCUUCAUCCCUUCCAUCGGUUUGUCACUUGCAGCUGAUACUUUGGGCACAAACUGGUUCAUCAGGUAUGGAGAAACAUUGAUUUCUUCGGACCUAACCUUUGAACUAGGAUUCUUUACUCCUGGGAGUUCGAGUAUGAGCUACUUGGGUAUAUGGUACAAGUUCAGUCCCGAAAUAGUUGUGUGGGUGCCAACAGUUGCUAACAGAAACAACCCGCUAGCCGAUCGUGACGGUGUCCUGACAUUUAGCAAUUUUGGAAAUCUAGUUGUUCUCAACCAGUCAAAUGCUGUUGUUUGGUCUUCCAAGUCGUCCAGGGUCCUCUGGAAUCCAGUUGCGCAGCUCCUAGAUUCGGGAAAUCUUGUUUUUUGGGAUAAUUCCAGUUCCAGGUCUGAUGAAACCUAUUUGUGGCAAAGCUUCAAUUACCCGUCCGACACACUUUUAGCUAGUAUGAAGCUGGGGUCGAACUUGAAAAGGGGUCUCGAGCGGCGUCUGACUGCGUGGAAAAGCAUGGACGACCCUUCUCCGGGAGAUUAUAUCUAUGAGUUAAACAGCAGUCAAGGUCUACCUCAGUAUGACCUAGUCCAAGUGGAUGUGCAUAGAAAAGUAUUUCGAACUGGGGAAUGGAACGGAGUUCAAUUCUUUGAUGUUUCCUUUGCACCAAAUCCAGUUAAUGUGCUCAUGUUCGUGUACAAUGAAACUGAGAAGUCCUUCAUGUUUGAGGUUCAGAACAGUCAACUUUUGUUGAGAAUGACAUUAACCUAUUUGGGAGUGCUGCAGGUUUUUGUGGCGAAUAGAUCGAGAAGCGCUGUGUGGAAUGUCAUACACAAGUUCCCCAGUGGUUUGUGCGAUUCUUAUGGCAGGUGCGGAGCUAAUGCUGUCUGCAACAUUGGUUUGUGCGAAUGUGUGAAAGGGUUCAUGCCUAGGUCACCUGAUGAAUGGACUGUCCGUGAUUUUUUGAGAGGAUGCAAGAGGACGAUACCCACGGAUUGUUCGAAAGGAGAAGGGUUCUUGGAAGUUAAAAAGGUUAAACUGCCGGACCUGUUGGAGGUUACGGUGAACAAGAGUAUGAGCCUUAAGGAAUGCAAGGAGGAGUGCUUGAAGAACUGUUCGUGCACAGCUCAUGCUAAUUCAGAUAUCAGAGGAGGAGGCAGGGGCUGUAUCAUUUGGUUUGGGGACUUGAUCGACAUGAGAAUGUUCGAAGAACAGAACCACGGGCAAACACUAUACGUACGCAUAUCAGCUUCUGAACUAGGUAUGCAUACUUAUGCUUAUUAA